Molecule: messenger RNA, 3030 nt
Organism: Mesorhabditis spiculigera
Lineage: Eukaryota; Metazoa; Nematoda; Chromadorea; Rhabditida; Rhabditidae
Source: the annotation of a GenBank genome assembly
AUGCGCAUAUUUCUAUUUCUGGUGAUGUGCAUUGGGUUUUGUUACUCCGAAGCAGCUAUAAAGUACCUCCACGUGCUCUCCGAAAUCCAAUCACGCUUCGCCAGCACCGAUAUUGUGUCCGAGAUUGAAAAUUUGGAGGGAUUUUCGGAAGUGGUAAAAAUCACCGCCGAGCUUCCGCCAAACGCCUUUAUACGCUCGUUUUAUUUGGAUCGCGAUGGCAACAUUACCUACGGCGUCAUAAAGGCCAAAGAAUUAGCGGAUCAAGAAUUUAUCGACGCGAAGCAACAAUCAAAAGUGGCGGCAAGGCUGAGGCAAAGCAAUUCGAAAAUCUUCGAAUUGGAAGUGAAUCUACCGCCAAGAGCCCAUAUUGCUUUUAACCUGACGUAUCAGGAAGUUCUCCAUAAAUCCAGCUAUGUCUACAAGCAUGCCGUCUACGUUAAUGCUUCACUGCCAAUCAAAGACCUCCAAAUCAACGUCCUAAUCGCCGAUCGACACAACUUUUCGACAAUUCACGUCCCCCAAUUCGCGCCCGGCAUCAAUGAGCUGCCAAAUUCCGAACUACUAGCAAGACCAGUGGAUUCCCGAGUGAUCCUACAAGCCGCGGGAGAUACAAGUGGGAAUUUGGCAUAUAUCUCUUACGAAGCCGCUGAUGUUGUUGAUGAUGGGGAACUCGUAAUUUUGUAUAAUACAACGGCACCUGCUGGUCAAAACGAGAUAACCGUGGUCGAUGGCUUCUUCCUCCAGCAAUAUACCCCCUCUGAUGAUGUUCAAAACGGCAAUAAAACCGUUUUAUUCGUUCUUGACAAAAGUGGUUCGAUGAAUGGACGGAAAAUUGAGCAGCUUAAAACAGCGAUGGCACAAAUCCUGCGUGAACUUCAACCUCAGGAUCGUUUCAAUAUAAUUUUAUUCGAUCGCUCGACGAAAGCCUGGAAGCCUGAACCCGUUAUUGUCACCCGUGAAAGUGUUGACGAAGCUAUUGAGUAUAUAAACGCCGUAGAAGCGCAUGGAGGUACCAAUAUUGCUGAUGCGCUUUUGAAGGCUGUGACAAUGCUAGAUGAAGCAGAGAAACAGCAAAAAUCCUUCCUGGCGACCAUCGUAUUUCUGACAGACGGCCAGCCGACGGUGGGAUUAAAGCACACCGAUGAGAUCCUCGAAACCCUGCCGGAAAACGACUACCCAAUUGAAUCGAUCGCUUUUGGGGUCAAUGCAUCUUACAGUCUUCUGAAGCAGAUCUCCGGUCAGCAUCAAGGUUUUGCCAAGAGGAUUUUCGAAAAUGCGGAGAGUGACGUGCAGAUUGCUGGCUUCUACAACGAAAUGGCGUACCCUAUCGCGAAGGACGUUACGAUCAAAUAUUUGGACAGUCAGGUCGACAUCGGCAGCGUGGUCAGCGCCGACGAGAGCAAGAUGUUAUUCCAGGGCCAAGAAUUGACCUCAAUUGGCAAAUUGCAGCCGGAAGCGGUGGUGGGAAGCACCAACACGAUCAAUACGACUAUCGAAGCUUCAUUGGAUGAGGGACCGAAAACAAUCGAUUUCAACGCUCCACCAGUCACCCAUUGCGUCGAAGAAAGCCUGUUGCUUCAAGUCGACAUCCAGAAUGUUAAAGAAAUCAAAAUCUGCGGAAAAACCAACACGAUCGGCAACUUUAUCGAACGAAUGUGGGCCCAGCAGACCAUUCUGAAGUACGAACGGAUACUCGAGACAUCGGCAGUAACUCCUGAAGAAAAAGAGAAUGUUGCUGAGAGGAUUAAGCAGUUGGCGAUGAAGUACGGGAUGGUAACCUCGCAAACUUCUAUGGUUGUCGUACUUGAAAAUGAAAAGCGAGCUCUCCGACAAACCGAUUCUGAAGCGGAAGGAGAGGAAGAGGAGCACCACCAUACGGCCGGUCAUUCCACCCUUAUUUACGCUUUACUAACCAUCAAAAAGAACGGAAUGCCACUAACAACGCACACACUAAUGAUCGGCUUUUGCAGUGAGGACGAAUUCGGAGAGCCGAUCGUUAAGCUACAAAGAGCUGAACUUGGUGAGGAGUUCCGGAUACCGUAUGAUGCGCGCAAGAUCGAUUAUCCAGCCGAAUGCUCCGCCGAAGUGUUCAUCUUUGUCGGCGAGACUUGGAGCCGCCAAAUAAAUCGUAUUCGCGCUCGACGCUUCGGAGCAGAAAUUGUUGCCCAGAUGCCACCGCUAUCUGACCCAAUCCCCGGAAUUUUGGCCAGCAAUGGAACCUUGGUUUUGGAAGGUCGAGGAGACGAGCGGGAGCUUUUCAAAAUGGUCCGCGAAAACCCAACCCGCCGUCACAUCCUACUCCUAAUUGCCGAGGUGGUCCCAGAGCGAACCCUACAGUACCUCGACGCCCUCCGCCCCGGUCUUAUUGAAUUAAUCGUUGUCUCGGCCACCGCCUGCGCGCUGCUCUCUGCCUCUAAGGACCCGACGCGCACGCGCACCACAUCAACCCCGAACACGUCAGCAAAUCCGGCGACUUGCCCCACCGGCGAAUUCUGCUACAAUGACGGCACCUCGGACAAUUGCUACGCGGCCGCCAAAUGCCCCACGCUGAACGCCACCGCCGGCUUCACCAAGAGUGCAACCCCCGCCGUCACCACCACCGACCCUGCCACCUGCACCGCCCCGGAGACGUGCUACAACGACGGAACGACUGAUGCGUGCUACACGGCUGCGACAACCACCAUGGCCACCACCGCCGGUUCGACGGUGGCCACCGGAAGCACCGCCGCGACUGGCUCGACCACCGCUUCUGGCAAUUAUUCCGGAACCUGCGUUGACUCCAACACCAACUGCGCCACCUGGGUUAAGAAUGGCUUCUGCACGAGCACCGCCUACACCACCGAGCAAAAGGGAUCGUACUGCGCCAAGUCGUGCAACCUACAGCCGGCCUGCGCUGGAGGCGGCGGCGGUGUCGUUACUGGAUGUGUCGACAGCAGCGCAAACUGCCCCACCUGGGCCAGGAACGGCUUCUGCACGAGCUCCUUCUACGCCAGCCAGCUGUCGACGUGCAAGAAGACGUGCAACAUUUGC